AUGGAUGCAGAAUGGACAGCCUCGGCGCUGUUCUCCCCAUCAAAGGCGCGCGUACAGCAAGCACAGGCCAAGGACUGGGCGGCCGUGGAGGCAUGGAUAUCGAAGAAAUAUGGCUCACGCAUACCACCUUUUGAGCGAAACGAAGACACUUUGCAAGCGCUCUUGGCCCUAGCCAACUUGAACGAGAACGCCGAUGAGCAGCGGAGUCAAGUCGAGCGGAUCGAGAAGGCAGCGCUCGCGAGUCUGACUCGUAAGCAGGGCGGUCUCCACGAAGAGGCGUUGCAAAUGCUUCAGGCCGAACUGUCUCACGAGGCUCAUCUCGAUACGCUGGCUGAGACCGUAGUCGCUCUGGAUUGCCCGAGCACCAAUACACAGGACGUUGCUCGCCACAUAAUCCUGCUCAAUACGACGGAGUUUCAACUGCGGCAGCAACUUUCCCAGGCCGAACAGCAAUUGGCAAAUCUGAAAUUAGAAUCCCAGCGCAUGCACAAUCUGGCCAAGGAUUUGGCGAACCCAGACUUCGAAGCUCCAACCGACGUUGUAGACAAUACGACUGAGUGGGUUAAAACCACCAAAACCCUCAAAGCCAAGGUCGCCGAAUAUGACGAGAGAUUGAGCGCUUCGCGCCCGUCAUCUUCGUCGAAUGCACUCGAGCAUGUUGAUCGCAAAAAAUUAGAGCUGGAGAAGCAGCAACAACGACUGAGAGACUUGGAAAUGGAACUGAAGGCCUUUCAAGAGCUGCCCACUGAUGCAAGGCUGGCUCGUGCUAAACUGGAAGAAGCUCGCCGACAUCUGAGACAGCUUACUACACGAAGGAAUGAGCUGUUCGAGAACCUCGCUGACAGCAGGUAA
Molecule: messenger RNA, 852 nt
Organism: Sphaerulina musiva SO2202
Lineage: Eukaryota; Fungi; Ascomycota; Dothideomycetes; Mycosphaerellales; Mycosphaerellaceae
Exons: 1
Coding region: 1-852 (283 amino acids)
Biological process (GO): spindle assembly
Cellular component (GO): HAUS complex; cytosol
Source: RefSeq, a predicted model, not a curated record